AUGGCACCACAUCCGUUUGACCCGGUGACGCCUGCCGAGCUCCGGCUGGCUGUCAAGAUCCUCGAGAACGCCUUUCCAGGAGUUGCUCUGCGGUACAAGGUUAUCGACCUCCAGGAGCCCAUCAAGAAGGAUGUCGUUCCCUAUAUUGAGGCAGAGAGACUAUGUGUCUCCCUGCCUAAGAAGCCUGCUCGCCUCCUCAUGGCCAUGUUCCAUCGGCUGGACACAAAGAGCUUUAUGAAGGCGUUGAUAAAUAUUGAUACCCGGGUGCUACUACAAGUAAAGGAGAUACCCAAGGACAUACAGGGACCUUGUGACGCAGACGAGUUGAUCGAGAUGGAACAGCUCUGCUUGGAGCAUCCUGCUGUGAAAGCCGAGGUUGAGAAGAUGAAGCUUCCACCAGGAGUGACCGUGUGUUCGGACCCCUGGAUCUAUGGAACGGAUGAUCCCAACGAAACCCGCCGUCUUCUUCAGUUUUACAUGUAUCUUGUCGAUACCGAAGACCCCCAGCAUAACCACUACUCCCUUCCAUGCACUUUUUCCCCGGUAUUUGACGGCAAUAGCAAGGAGCUAGUCCGCAUUGACUACCUAUCUACCGGCUCAGAUCAUUCUACGAAGCCCACUCAGCCCUGGAAACCGGUCAAGGCCGUUCAGUACGCCCAUAAUCUCUUGGAUGAGCCUACUCGAACGGAUCUCAAACCGUACAUAGUACAACAGCCAGAAGGCCCCUCGUUUUCUGUAAGUGGGAACUUUGUGCACUGGCAGAAGUGGAGGUUUCACGUCGGAUUCAACUAUCGCGAAGGAAUGGUACUGUAUAACGUGACGUAUGACAGACGCAAUGUCUUCUACCGGCUAGCCGUGAAUGAAAUGACCGUUCCUUAUGGAGAUCCACGGGCACCAUACCACCGUAAACAGGCAUUUGACAUCGGGGAUGUUGGCUUUGGAGUUACAGCCAACCAGCUAUCCCUUGGCUGUGACUGUCUCGGUCAUAUCAAGUACUUUGAUGGCUACAGAAUCGACUCCAAGGGAAAUCCAGUGUUGCUGAAGAACGUUCUCUGUCUACACGAACAAGACAACGGAAUACAGCAUAAACAUACCAACUACCGCUCCCAGGCGGCCACUGUGGUCCGCAACCGUCAACUUGUUUUGCAAAUGAUCUGCACAGUUGCAAAUUACGAGUACAUCUUUGCUUGGAUAUUCGAUCAAGCUGGAAAUAUCGAGCUUGAAGUCCGGGCUACAGGCAUAUUGUCUACCAUGCCCAUUGACGAAGGAGUGUCUGUUCCAUUCGGUACCAACGUGGCUCCAGGAGUCAUGGCUGCCUACCAUCAGCACAUAUUCAGCAUUCGUAUUGAUCCAGCCAUUGACGGAUACAACAAUACGGUAAUAUAUCAAGACAGCGUUUCAAUGCCAGAUGACCCUGUUACAAACCCUUACGGUGUGGGAUAUGUCCAAAAAACCAAGGUUAUCAAGCGUUCAACAGCUGCGGACCUCAGUGUUCCUGAUGCCCGUGUUUUCAAGAUCCGGAACGACAAUAUCAUCAACCCUACAUCUGGCAAACCGGUUGCCUACAAAUUGCACGCAUUGCCCAGCCAGCUCAUGCUUAUGCACCCCCUCAGCUUCAACAUGAAACGGGCCCAGUUCGCUACAAGGCCAAUAUGGGUGACCAAGUACCGAGACGAUGAGCUGUACGCUGCCGGCGAAUUCACUAAUCAAAGCAAGGGAAGCUCUGGUGUUGAGCAAUGGGUCGCUCGAGAAGAUGAUGUCGAAAACACGGAUGUUGUCCUCUGGCAUACCUUCGCACUUACUCAUAACCCCCGCCCGGAGGAUUUCCCUGUCAUGCCCAUGGAGAAGGUCAGCAUCAUGCUCAGACCGGAUGGUUUUUUCGAGAAAAACCCUGCUCUGGAUGUUCCGCAGUCAACGCAGAAUUUCAAUCAGUCUUCUUUACAUGUUUCACCUGAGAAAAACGAGACCAAACAUUGCUCAUGCCCAUCUACUUCAAAGCUCUAG
Messenger RNA from Trichophyton rubrum CBS 118892, 2004 nucleotides. RefSeq lists its product as uncharacterized. The record is from RefSeq and is a predicted model, not a curated record. The transcript has 4 exons. Lineage: Eukaryota; Fungi; Ascomycota; Eurotiomycetes; Onygenales; Arthrodermataceae. Bases 1 to 2004 code for a protein of 667 amino acids. Gene Ontology annotation, molecular function: primary methylamine oxidase activity; quinone binding; copper ion binding. Gene Ontology annotation, biological process: amine metabolic process.